Molecule: messenger RNA, 547 nt
Organism: Owenia fusiformis
Lineage: Eukaryota; Metazoa; Annelida; Polychaeta; Sabellida; Oweniidae
Source: the annotation of a GenBank genome assembly
AUUAAUAUCUUCAAAUUUAAGGAGAUCAUUGCAAACACCGAUCAAGAGCUAAAGAACCACUUCAAUCUACCGUUCGAGGCAUCCAUCGAAUCACGAUCGAAGUUGGUCUUUAUGCGAGAGCCGGUACGUGAUGCCAAUUUGACAUUUAUUCAACCAGGAGACGUCUACUCUCUUGACCCUACAACCAGUGAUAGGCAACACGUCUUGUACGAAGGAAGAAGAUGGAGGAAGAUGCCGUGAUAAAUGUGGAGUUACACUUAAUCAUGACAUUUCCUGAAUGCACAAGCAUCACAUGUAUUAACGCAGAACAUUUCCUUAAGGCAAUAUACUGGCGGUCCGGUGUAGUGUGUGAGAUAAGGACACAACAAUAUGACACCCUAUCUCUCGAUCGAGUGUCACAAUGCGAUGUGUGUCAAAACCCGAGUAUUGAUGAGACAUUGGAUAGCUAUUUUUUCCGUACAUAUGGUGGAAUGCCAGGACGCGGCACGAGUUGUAAAGGAACAGAGCGAUCAUUUAUGAAUCACCACGGUCAUGACACCCACAGGUG